AUGAGUAAAAAGUGGGAAGGAAUAAGGGAAAUACUAGGGCGCAAUAGCAAAAUUAAAAAGAAUAUCAAUGCUGUUCGACAAGAUUCAAAUGCCCAAUUAACAUUUUAUCCCACAAAGAUAUCAAACAUAAUAAACCAUCAUUUCGCUUCUUGUGGUCAACGAUUAGCUGCAAAAAUACCUCAUUCUGAAAAACAUUAUUCAACAUAUCUUCCUGACCAAAUCAUGUACAAUUCCGCCAAUGCUUCCCAACAACAAGGGUCUUUUGCUUUUAUCCCAGUAACAGCUCGAGAUAUUGAACUUGAAAUUAUAACAUUACUUGCCAAAAAGGCUGAAGGCCUGUAUUCGUGCCCUUAUCGAAUCUUAAAAAGUGCCCAACAUGUUAUUAGCAAGCCUUUAGCAGAUAUCUUUAAUUGCUCCAUUGAAACUGGAAUAUAUCCUAGCAAACUUAAAAUUGCAAAAAUUAUACCAAUUUACAAAUCUGAUGACGAAACUGACCCAAAUAAUUAUCGCCCAAUAUCUCUUCUAUCCUCAUUCAAUAAAAUUUUUGAAAAAAUUAUGUAUAAACGCUUACAAAGUUAUCUAGUUAAAAAAGAAUUUUUCUGUGAUUCACAAUAUGGUUUUCGUAAACAACAUUCAACCCAACAUGCUAUUCUUGAUAUUAUUAACAAAAUUCAAGAUAAUAUGGAUAGAAAAAUGUACUCCUGUGGUAUACCUGUAUUUAUUGACCUAAAAAAGGCAUUUGACACGGUUGAUCAUGAUAUUCUGUUGG
This is a messenger RNA of Paramuricea clavata, 769 nucleotides long. NCBI's taxonomy places the organism in Eukaryota, Metazoa, Cnidaria, Anthozoa, Malacalcyonacea, Plexauridae. The record is from the annotation of a GenBank genome assembly.